Molecule: messenger RNA, 3879 nt
Organism: Hirundo rustica (Barn swallow)
Lineage: Eukaryota; Metazoa; Chordata; Aves; Passeriformes; Hirundinidae
Gene: SNX29
Product: sorting nexin 29
Exons: 22
Coding region: 118-2589 (823 amino acids)
Molecular function (GO): phosphatidylinositol binding
Source: RefSeq, a predicted model, not a curated record
UUUAUUGCAAUAGUCUAAAUACAGCCUUUUUCUGGAAUUUCUGUUAAGCAACAGCAGUAGAAGAAUUUAAGAUGUGCAUUGAAGAGAAACCUCAGCUAAGCCCUCAGCAGACACGUUAUGUGGCCUUAUAGUCCUGUUAAUGGUUCACAGACAAAUGACACUAAAAGACAAUUUCUUCUAGAACGGCUACUGGAUGCAGUUAAACAGUGUCAAAUACGAUUUGGAGGAAGAAAAGAAAUUGCUUCAGAUUCUGAUAGCAGAGUAACCUGUUUGUGUGCUCAGUUUGAAGCUGUGUUCCAGCAUGGUCUGAGGAGGAGCCGGGGAUUAGCACUGACAGCAGCAGCAAUCAAACAGGCAGCGGGUUUCUCCAGCAAAACUGAAACAGAGCCAGUGUUCUGGUAUUACGUGAAGGAAGUGCUGAACAGACACGAGCUGCAGCGCUUCUACUCUCUGAAGGCCAUCACUACAGACAUUGGCCGAGGCCGGGCUUGGCUGCGCUGUGCUUUGAAUGAGCAUUCCCUGGAAAGAUAUGUUCAUAUGCUGCUUGCAGAUAAGAACCGCCUCAGCGUCUUCUAUGAAGACUGGUCUUUUAUGAUGGAUGAAGAACGUUCCAGUAUGAUCCCUACGAUGGCAGCUGGUCUGAACUCCAUUCUUUUUGCUAUCAACAUUGAUAACAAGGAUUUAAAUGGGCAGAGCAAAUGCGCACCCACUGUGUCAGAUUUGUUAAAGGAAUCCACACAAAAUGUAACUUCCUUGUUGAAAGAGUCCACUCAGGGUGUCAGCAGCCUCCUCCGGGAGAUCACGGCCUCGUCUGCCGUCUCGAUUCUCAUAAAGCCUGAGCAGGACUCUGACCCACUGCCUGUUCUGUCGAGGAAUGUGAAUGCUGAUUUGAAAUAUAAAAAAGAUCGGAAAAAGAAGAAGAGAGUGACUAAUAUUAUCUCAUUUGAUGAAGAGGAAGAUGAGCAAAACUUGGGGGAUGGCACAAAGGCUGUGAUUACAGGAGAAAGUUCAGAGGAGAGUGUAGACAGAUCUUCAGUUCUUGCAUUGUCCUCAUCUGAAAGCACUCUUGGAAGAAAUCUGAAUGGGAGUGAAAGCAGCCAUUCGUGGAAGAACAGUUCAGUAUUCAUGAAUGGAGAGUAUGAAUACCAGAAACUGGAUGUGAAGAGCAUUGAUGAUGAAGAUGCAGAUGAAGAUGAGCUGUAUGGAAAAUCAUUAGGAAAUAAAGGCACAGAAGGUGGAACUGAAGCUUCUGAAAAGCCUCGUGAAAUAGUCACAUGCAAUUCCCAGAUAUGCAGUUGGAGUCCUCUGCAGGUCCUGAAUGAUGACUCAGAUGUUCUAUUUCCUGUCAGUGCUGUUGGCUCUUACUCCCAAACAGGUAACUUGGAAAAUGGAGAGGGGCAUGAACAUGCUGUUCAUCCGGUAGAACUGGUUCCAAGAAGAGCUGAUCUUCCUUACAGAGUGGAAGUCAGUCCUCCAGCUCAAGUGAAUACUUUAAGCAGUAUGUUGCCUUCAGCCACUGUGCCAGAAUCCAUGACAAUUAAUGAACUUCGUCAAGCUAUCGUGGCCAUGAUGAAUAGAAAGGAUGAACUGGAAGAGCAGAAUAGAUCCCUGCGAAAUCUGCUCGAUGCAGAGAUGGAGCAUUCUGCAGCGCUGAGGCAGGAGAUGGAGAACUGCAGAAGGAAGAUGGCAGAGCAAGAAGAGCGCCAUGCUGCAAAAGUCCAAGCCUUGGCACGAGAAAAUGAGGUGCUAAAGGUGCAGCUUAAGAAGUAUGUAGGAGCUGUCCAGAUGCUCAGAAGAGAAGGUCAAACAGUGGAAGCUUUGCCGAACAUUUGGAGCACUGAUGGUGAAUUUACAAUUCCAGAGCAAAAGCAAGUAGAGAACAAUGAGGAACUGGCCAGCUCUUAUGAAAGGAAAUUGAUUGAGGUGGCUGAAAUGCAUGGGGAGCUGAUUGAAUUCAAUGAGAGGCUGCACCGUGCUCUGAUGGCCAAAGAAGCUCUGGUGUUCCAGAUGAGACAAGAGCUAAUUGAUCUGAGAGGGCCGGUCCCUGGAGAUUUGAGUCAAACAUCUGAAGAUCAGAGUUUGUCAGAUUUUGAAAUAUCAAAUCGUGCUCUUAUUAAUGUUUGGAUUCCCUCAGUCUUUCUGCGUGGAAAAGCUGCCAAUGCAUUCCAUGUUUAUCAGGUUUAUAUAAGGAUAAAGGACGAUGAGUGGAAUGUCUAUCGGAGGUACGCGGAGUUCAGAAGCUUGCACCAUAAAUUGCAGAAUAAGUACCAGCAAGUGAGGACUUUUAACUUCCCACCAAAAAAGGCCAUUGGAAACAAGGAUGCAAAGUUUGUAGAAGAGCGACGCAAGCAGCUACAAAAUUACCUGAGGAAUGUAAUGAACAAAAUUAUUCAAACGGUGCCAGAAUUCACAGCCAAUCCCAAGAAAGAGACACUUAUUCAGCUGAUGCCCUUUUUUCUUGAUAUCCCAGCCUCUGGAGAACCAGUGAGCAAAAGCAGUCGCUCGAAAGUGACCACUCGCUUCCCCAAACUGUCCCGCAGCCACCCCAGGGAGCCCCGGAGCCUGGAGCCUCAGAGCGGUGACCUCUGACCCUUCUCCUGAGUUGUCACUGUGGGCAGCACGUACUUUAGGUUGUUCUGUGAUUCCUUCCUAGCCUAUAUUUAUAAUUUAAGCUCCUGAAGAGACUACAGCUGCAUCAACUUAAAUCCUGAAAAGAGACAUUCAUUACCAAGGGUCAUAUCCUGAUUAACUACUUUGGAAGGCAGUAAUCACUUUCUCAAAAGAAUACGAGGGCUCUUCACGAGAGCUCGGCAAACUGAUCGGCAUUUCCUUUGUUUUGUAAAGCUGCACUGCACAAAUUCUCCUUUGUUCCUCUGAAGUCCUUCUGUCACAAUGAAUUCCUUGUUUGUAUUAUGUUGUCCCUUUUUCCAUGUACAGUUUUCUGUUCCAGAGAGACAUGGGCUUCACGUCAAGACUUUUUUUUUUUCCUGAGAAGAACCUUUAUGAUUAUCACUACUUAAUAUGUCAGAAAGAUGUGCUUAAAAGCACCUCACUAAUUUAUUACCUUUUGUAAAUAGAAAGACUGCGUUGUUUUGGGUUUUUUUUAUUGUAAACCUCUGACACACAAAGGUUUUUAAAACAUUGACAAUGAAGAUGCUGAGAAAAACAUUACAGGUGGAAAAAUAGCUUUUGUACAUUUCUAGUUAGAUAUUCUCAACAGCAUUCAUCUGUGAGAAGUAAUUCUUUAAAAUCAGAGAAUGUAAUAAUUUUUUAGUGAAAUUUCAGUCUUCUGUAAGGCAGGUGCAAUAUUCAUUUUUACAAACCGCCACAAGGACAUACAAAAUUAGUGUGGUACAAAACAGUGCUUUUAAGUCUUGGAUUAUAUUUUGUUAUUAAUUUGUUGCUUGUGUUACAGAACAGUCCAUCAUUAACAGGGCAGGGUGGAAUUCAUAAUCUGAUUUUUUAAAACCCUUCACACGGUGAUACUUAAAAAUCGCCUGUAAUGAAAGUGCCUGUUACCCAUCACCUCUUAUUGAAAAUUAAUUUGUAACUACUACUGUAAGAGCAACUAAAAAAUUGACAGGAAUUGUUACAAGUGAUGGAAGUCCUGACACGGAUUAACUGGAAUCCAGUUCAGCAUCCAUUAGCUGCACUGCCGUAGGCAGUUAAUUAUGUUUUUGCUAUCUUCUUCUCUUCAUUAAGUUUAAGCAGUUUAUGUUCAAAUUUCUAUCAAUUGUGUUCUGGUUUUCCUUUAUGUAAGAACAUCUUUCCAGAAGUUUUUUUGGAUAGCGUUACUUAAAUUUCUGUAUCUUGUCAUUUUAUUAUCCAUUCGUUAUAUUAAAUUUUCACAUCUUACAUUCUUCUCCAGGAAAAAAACAA